Molecule: messenger RNA, 918 nt
Organism: Parnassius apollo (apollo)
Lineage: Eukaryota; Metazoa; Arthropoda; Insecta; Lepidoptera; Papilionidae
Source: the annotation of a GenBank genome assembly
AUGCAAGAUGUGUUUUUGCGUUCGAAAUUUUCAAUCCAGAUCAAUUUCACAAUCAUUAGCAACAUCAUUACAGCCCAUACUAUACCGCACAACCCAACCGUCUACCAGGAGCUCAAGGUGAACGACGACGAACGGCUGUUUGCGUCCAACAUCGACUUCAAUGCGCCCACUGUGAUACAUUUCCAUGCGUUCAUGGAACUUCCUGCGGACGGUUCGGGCAUUGUGAUCAGGGAAGCGUACGUUCAACGCGGUGACACCAACGUGAUAAUGGUGGACGCUCAACGCUUAGAAGCUGGACCGUGGUACUUCACAGCGGCGGAGAACACCUGGUACAUCGGGCGCUUCGCGGCGCAGUUCAUUGACUAUCUGGUGUCCAGAGGUCUGAAGCUGUCAAACACGCAUUUAAUUGGCCACAGCCUCGGUGCCCAAGCAGCCGGUGUAGCUGGCGCUUCGUUAACAUCGGGUCGCGUGGCCAGAAUCACUGGCUUGGACCCGGCGCUCCCGCUCUUCAGUAAAGUACCGUUGGAGCAAAGACUCGACGCAUCGGACGCCGAAUUCGUUGACGUUAUACACACUGACGCUGGGAUAUUUGGAUUCCCAGGCACAAUAGGACAUGCUGACUUCUACCCCAACGGUGGAACGAGUCCACAGCCUGGAUGUAACCUGGAGGUGGUCUUCAAACAACAGUUGCUUCUCAACAAAUUCUUCUGCAGCCAUUGGCGAUCGUACCAGUACUACACGGAGUCUGUCAUCCGGCCGGCUUCUUUCGUGGCAACCUCCUGCCCAUCUUGGCACGAGUACAGAAGAGGCGACUGCGUAGACUCGCCGCAAGUUCAUAUGGGUUUCGGGAUCGACACAAAUGCUCGAGGCAAUUUCUACUUAAUGACGCAUCGGGACUCACCCUUCUCUAUACAAUAG